Pyrgilauda ruficollis (rufous-necked snowfinch) is the source of this 4053-nucleotide messenger RNA. It is a transcript of the gene PDGFRL, whose product is annotated as platelet derived growth factor receptor like. Lineage: Eukaryota; Metazoa; Chordata; Aves; Passeriformes; Passeridae. The transcript has 6 exons. Bases 26 to 1150 code for a protein of 374 amino acids. The record is from RefSeq and is a predicted model, not a curated record.
CCGCAGCGCCCGGGCCGCUCCCGCCAUGCGGCUCUGGGUGCUCCUCAGCCUGCUGCUGCUGCAGGAAGCGCUGCCACACGUUGUUGGACAGCCUGCGAAGAAUAAGCGUCCCAAAGAACCUGGAGAAAACAAAAUUAAGCCUGUUAACAAGAAAGUAAAACCCAAGAAUCCCAAAAUGAAGGAGAGAGAGUCUGUGGAUUCCUCUUUGAAGUCCCAGUCCAUACUGACACAGGUGAUGGAUAAAGGUCAUUUCCAGAAACUAGCUGCCACCUUAAGCCUGGCUGCAGGACAAAGCAUAGAGCUGCGAUGUAAGGGGAGUAAUGUUACUUGGAACUAUCCUUCUUAUUUAGACACCUUUAAAGACUCCAGACUCAGCAUAAAGCAGCUUGACAGGUACAGUCAGCUGAUCCUUGCAAACUCCACAGCUGCAGAUACAGGUGAAUACAGCUGCUGGCUUCAGCUGUGCAAUGGUAACAAAUGCAGGAAGGAUGAGACUAAAACAGGAUCAACAUACAUCUUUUUCACAGACAAAGAGGAGCUUUUUGUACCUACUCCCAGUUAUUUUGAGAUUGUGUACCUGAACCCAGAUAAACCUGCAGUCAUCCCAUGCCGUGUUACUACUCCUUCAGCAAAAGUGACUCUUCACAGGGAAUUUCCAGCAGAAGAAAUUGAAACAGAUGGAACUUAUAUUUUUUAUGAUGCAAAGAAGGGUUUUGUCUUCCAGCACCCUACUUCUGAUCAUAAAGGUAUUGUCUACUGCAAAGCAGAGUCACAGGGAGCACCUCAGAUUUCCAUCAAAUAUCACCUACUGUAUGUGGAAGUUCCCAAGGGCCCACCCUCAACCACAAUUGCGGUGUCAUCCAGUAGAGCCGGACUUGGUGAUAGAGUUCAUGUCGUCUGCACAGUCCUUGGGGAGCCAGAUGUGGAUGUGAACUUCAGGUGGCAGUAUCCAGGGCAAGAGUCCGGGAGGCCUGUGAUUAUUCAAAACUUCUGGAGAUUGAUAAACAGAGGAAUUGGCCAUACUACAAGACUCUCAAAGAGUGUUCUUCUUGUGGAGGAUUUUGAAGACACAGAUGUGGGAAACUAUAUUUGUAUAACUCAGAACCUACAAGGAGAAACAACCGUAGCUACAAAAGUUGAACUGAAGUGAUAGAAAAGACUUCUGGUUAUGGACUGACCUGUACGUUGUUUGACAUUAUAGCCAUUAGUUUUCUUUAUUAAUAUUUAAAUGUAGCUUCUCUCUCACUGUUUCUUUUAUAUGUCAAUGCAUUUCGUGUUGAUGAGCUUGACAGGCCACAACAGAGUGUCCUGUCAAGCAGUAGUGAGUUAAUGAAACUACGAUGAAGCAUUAAAGUGUAAGUCUGAACAUGCCUAGGGUGUGUGCAUAUUUAGAAACAGGUGCUCUUUGGGCUUUCCUUUGCAUAUAGUCUUUCCCUCAGACUCUUGCAUGAGGUCAAGUCCACGCUGUGUGGAGCGUGCAAUUUUAACAGUAAGAGUACUGUACAUGUUUAAAACAACAACAACAAAAAAGCAAACUAAAAAAGCCUUGUAACAAAGUUAGCCAAUAGCAGUUGUUUAUUUUGCAAGAAUAAUUAAAUUUCUGAACAUCAUGAAAACAUAAACGUGUGUGUGCUCGUUUUCAUACGUAUGUAAAGACAAACACAAAAUUUUCUCUCCUGGUGAAGAUUAAUACCCUCUAGGACCUUAAUAUAUAUUUAGUAUCUCCAGAGACUUGUAAGUAGUUGGGUAUACUCGAUUUUCCUUAUGUUGUUGCAUUCCUACACCCUUACAAUAUGUAGCUUACUUAAUAGUUCACUCGUUAGAUGUCUGGUGUUAUGUUUAGUAAAUUACGUAGCAAAUUAUGAUUGCUAAAGGUAAAACUUGCAUUUAUUUAUAUAUUUGCAUUUACAGAACAGAAAAAAAAAAGGCAAAAAAGCAAACAUUAGAAUAAUGUUCAGUUUUACAGCAGAGUUUCUUCUUAGGUUAGUAACAAGUUCAACUUCAUUAUAUUAAUUUACUUAGAAGAAAAGGAAAGAUAUUUUCAUUUACACAGAACUAUACCUGGAUAAAUAAGCCACUGCUUCUCUCACCCUGGGUUCAGUACAAAGAAAGAACUUGCCAGAGGAGAAGGUAAGAACUUGAUAACAACAUUAUUGGACAUUUUGGCAAUGUUUGGGGUUUUUUUCUUAGUCUCAAGCACCAACUUUAUGUGGGCUAGAACUUUAAAUACAAUCUACUCCUUAGUAGUGAAAUGACAAAAACCAUUUAAUGCAAGCCAUGUUACUUACAAGGCAAGUGAAAACCAGCUUUUUCUGAACACACAAGAAAGCAAAGCAGGAACUGGUCCCUUGGUCACACACUUCCCUCUGUUUCAGCCUGCGUUUGACUGGAAUUCCUAAAACUUUCUUCUGCUGAAGGCCCGAGGUAGCCCUGUGCUCCAGCUGAUUCAGACCUUUGAGCAGAUGUACAGCACUGUUUGGAAUAGUGACAGCUCUAAGUGCUAAUGUAAAAAUGGCAGCUUCCCACUAAAGUCAGUGAUCUGAUUAGUAGUGUAGCUAAUGAAAACAUUAAACAAGCUUGCUGAAUGCUUUUUCUUCAGCAUGCAGGAACCUAAACCAAUUUAACUGAUAAGAGAAAUACCCAUGGUAAAGACUGAAAUGGUUCCAUGCAGGUCUCAUGUGAUAGGCUACAUGGAGAACAUUCCCCAGGAACUUUUUUCAUCUCUGGUCUCUGAAAAUAAGGUAUCUAAAAAAAAUUAAAACAAUAUGCAGUAGAGCUAACUUUGAAGGUGUAAGAGGCAAGGUUAAUCUGUUAAAAUGUAUCAAGAACAUUACGCUGUAAUCCAAAGACUAAGUAGGUUAUACAAUUUCAUAGUAAUACCUAAAAAAGAUCUUUGGGCCAUUUUUUUAGGAAAAAAAUGUCCUUGUAUUGCGUGGGUGCUUUUAUUCUGACCAAAUUAACUUUAACAGUCAUUGAGCUUCUAGGUGAGGCUGUGCAAUGUGAUAAUUUCCUUUUCAGCAUUUUCAUUCCUCAGACCAAUGUAUUUUCCUUUGAACUAAAGGAGUUGUGCCAGCUUUUUGAAUUUCAAAGUGCAUUUGAGCCUGUAAUUCAACAAUUGAUUUUCUUCUCAAAGUAUCUGGGAAGUGGGAGAUCAUGUCACCUGCCCACCUUUGUUCAGCAGCUCAGUGGAGGCAUCACUUCUUGAUGACAGUUUGGCAGGAGAGGAAAGAUGGUGUAAAUCCAUUGCUUGAGUAUUCCCCUGGGGUGUAAUGGUUAUGCCUAACCAUCACAUGCAGGCCUCAAGACUGACACAGAAGCAGUGCCUCUAAGGAAGAGUUUUGGUGGGUGUCACAUCCUGUCCCUCCUUUCUGUCCUUGUCCUCCCACCAAGCAUGAAAAUAAUUAUUGUAAUUGAAAAACUAUGAGAAUUCUUUUACUGUGUAUUUUACACAGUUUUUAUUUUACCAAAAGCCUCUUGGGCAGAGCUGAUGUUACAUUGAUGCAGUUAAUUGCACAUUUCCACCUAAAUGAACAGUGACAGGGGAAGAAAAUGAAGCCUGGGAAAUAAAAUUUAAGUGACUUGUCAAAGUUACAUGCCUAAAGCUGCCAGUGCUGUUAUUUCUAUUUCUAUACCUGUGUCACUGCUCUUCUAAGGAAAGGCAGCAGCAGUGGUCAGAAGGUAUUUUUUUCUUCAGGGUUCAGUGGUUAUCCCAACUUUAUGAUGACCUUUUUAGCUGCAGCUCAGCCCUAAAUGAUUUCCUGGCUGUCAGACAAGAUCAGUGGUUGGUUACUGUAUAGAAGGAAUUUCAUGACACCAGUUUACAUGGAAGUGUCUUUGGAGUUAGUAAUGAGAAACAUCAAGUCUUUAGUUAGCUCAAGGAAAUGAUUCACCUCAACUUUUAUAAAAAAUACAGUGCAACUUACACAAUGACCUUUAGAGAAAAGCAUUGAAGGUGAACCAUACUAUGCAUAGUUUGAAUGGCAAAAAACUAUCUGGUACAGCUGUUAAAUGUCACCAUAGCUUCCUCUGAAACCUAUCAUUAGGGAUGGAACA